Molecule: messenger RNA, 3436 nt
Organism: Acipenser ruthenus (sterlet)
Lineage: Eukaryota; Metazoa; Chordata; Actinopteri; Acipenseriformes; Acipenseridae
Gene: cpdp
Product: CPD photolyase
Exons: 10
Coding region: 207-2024 (605 amino acids)
Biological process (GO): photoreactive repair
Molecular function (GO): deoxyribodipyrimidine photo-lyase activity
Source: RefSeq, a predicted model, not a curated record
UACCUCACAAGCACAUCACUCUGUGUUAGUCGCGAAGGACCCUUUCCAGGAAGUAUGGCGCGCCAGCUUACGUCAUAUAAAACCGCUCUAUAUUGCAAAGCAGGGGUCGUUGUGUAAUCACGGCGGAUGCCACGAAAAACUGGAGAGAGAGAGAGAGAGAGAGAACGGAGUUUUGCACAAUAUAGUUAGAGUGCAAAACACUGUGCAUGUUGCACAGCGGACUCUCCCUGCUGCAGACUCACAGGAUCUUUCCCCGUUGCAACGCUGUCUCUCGGGGGCAAGUCACACAUUCAUUCUUUGCUCCCUGUGGGUGUGCCAGCAUGGCGGAAAAACCAGGCAAGCCGAGGAAAACCAAGGAUGAGAACGGGAAUGCGGGAAAGAGAGACCAAAAGGUAGUGGAGGGAGGCAGGCAGGCUGGGUCUAGCAGCGGCAGAGAAGCGAAAGCUGCAAGGAAGCAGGAACCAGGGAAGAGGGAGACGACGCUGUGGGGAUCGAGCGGGGACGAGCUUUCAAACACAGGCGCCAGGAAGAAACGGAGACUGGGUGGAGGGGAUGCUGUCACAUCACCACCGGGGGGAGUGGGGGGGCUGGCAAGCUCAAUAAAGGAGUCCAGGCUGCAGGCAGGGCCGUCGGUGAAGGAAUUCGAGUUCAACAAGAAGCGAGUGCGCCUCAUCUCCGAGGCCGUGGAGAUGAAGGACGGCUCGGAAGGCAUCGUGUACUGGAUGUCCCGGGACCAGAGAGUGCAAGAUAACUGGGCUCUCCUGUACGCUCAGCACCUGGCCCUGAGUCACGAGCUCCCACUCCACGUGUGUUUCUGCCUGGUGCCACGCUUCCUCGAUGCCACCAUCCGACACUUCGGCUUCAUGCUGCGAGGCCUGGAGGAGGUGGCCAAGGAGUGUGCAGAGCUGAACAUAUCUUUCCACCUGCUGACGGGCUACGCGAAGGACGUGUUGCCGGAGUUCGUGCAGAUGCGGGGGGCAGGGGGCGUGGUCACAGACUUCUCCCCGCUGCGCGUCCCCCUGCAGUGGGUCCAGGAUGUGAAGGAGAGGCUGCCGCGGGACGUCCCGUUAGUGCAGGUAGAUGCUCACAACAUCGUUCCCUGCUGGGUCGCGUCGGAGAAACAGGAAUACGGAGCCAGAACUAUCCGCAAGAAGAUCCACGACAAGCUUUCCGAAUACCUGACAGAGUUUCCUCCGGUGCUCCGACACCCUCACGGCGCCGGGUGCGAAGUGGAGGCAGUGGACUGGGAACAAGCCCGCUCCAGCCUGGAAGUGGACCGCAGUGUGAAGGAGGUAGACUGGGCUCGACCCGGGACAGAGGAGGGCCUGGCGAUGCUCGAGUCCUUCAUCAAGGAACGCCUCAAAUUGUUUGGGUCUGAACGCAACAACCCGAACCGGCCCGCGCUCAGCAACCUGUCUCCCUGGUUCCACUUCGGGCAGGUCUCUGUGCAGCGUGCCGUGCUGGAGGUGCGGAAGUGCGGCUCGAAGCACUGGCAGUCUGUCCACAGCUUCGUCGAGGAGGCGGUGGUGCGCCGAGAGCUGGCCGACAACUUCUGUUACUACAACAAGAACUACGAUCGCGUAGAGGGUGCCUCUGACUGGGCCAGGAAGACCCUGCAGGACCACGCGCAGGACGAGCGCUCUCACCUGUACUCCCGGGCUCAGCUAGAGGAGGGAAAGACACACGACCCGCUGUGGAACGCAGCUCAGCUCCAGAUGGCUCUUGAGGGGAAGAUGCAUGGCUUCCUGCGGAUGUACUGGGCGAAGAAGAUCCUGGAGUGGACGAGCUGCCCGGAGGAGGCACUGGAGACAGCGCUGUACCUCAACGACCGCUACGAGCUGGACGGACGAGACCCAAAUGGAUACGUCGGCUGCAUGUGGUCUAUCUGUGGGAUCCAUGACCAGGGCUGGGGGGAGAGACCGGUCUUCGGGAAGAUCCGCUUCAUGAACUACGCAGGGUGCAAGAGGAAGUUUGACGUGGGGCAGUUUGAGCGCAAGUACCACCCUGAGAAAUCCACCGUCUGAACAGAGAGUGAGAGUGGGAUUGAUUGCCUGAGCUCUCCUUCAAGUGCUGCACCUCGCCUAAGACCUUCUGAUUGGUGUGAUUUGUGGUGGUGAUUCUGUGUCUACUUCUAUAAAGUAGAGCAAGUCCAACUCACACUAUAAGCAAAAUAUUAGCUUCUGUCCAGAUAAUUUAUUUAGACACAAAAACCAUCGCAAUUAAUGACACUGUCAAUAUGACAAAGGCACUGUUAUUCGGAACAUGGCAAGUGCUUUAUAAGACAGCGGUGUCAGGAGAGAAGCGUAAAGUUCUGUUCCUGCUUGCAUACUGCUGAGUGUGGGGAUGUGAUGUUUCUAUUCAUGUAAAAAUCUAUUGUGUGUUUUUUUUUGUUUUGUUCUGAUGAACUUGCUUGUAAUGUAGAACCUCUUUGAAAGGUCAGUAUAGGGUUUACGUCUCGUCACAUUAACAUCACUCUGUGUGAAAGACAGGGAGAGCUUUCCAAGAUAUAUCUCUGUAUGGCUGGCACUGGGAAGUGUAAGACACAGUGACAUGUUCAAGAUAGAAACACAUUGCAAUGUGGUUGGAAAGGGUGCACUUGAUUAAGAAAAAAAUGUAAACAAAAUUCAAAAGGGUUUUGCUUGUCCUCUGCUUUUAUUGUGUAAUCAAAAAAUCCAGCCUCAAGCACAUACAGAUAAUAAAUAAAGAUAAACAGGGUAUUCAUGGUAAAUAAACUAAAUAAAUAACAUCAUUAACACCAUCAUUAGUGUAUUCAAAUCCCAAUUCUUCAUGCUCUGCAACUGCAUUUAACUGUGGAGUGGACGCAGUGCUUGCACACAGAUACGUUUUAUAGAGCUGUUUGCUCAGGAUUGUAUUUCUGCACUCUGAGCUUAAUAAAUUGUACAUUACUUGCAUUAACAAUGCAGCUCCCUCCCCUUCAAGGCACAGAACAAACAGCAGAUGAUCAAUUACAACCUCGGCCAGGUUUUCUGUUCUGUGUUACAGCUCUGUCUGGAGAGGACUGUAUUUCCUGAUUUUAUCAACGGAUUUGUCCAUUGGUACUAUGCUGAUGAAUUUAUUCUUUACAAACUUCGGAUUUGAGAGUUUUGCUUUCACAGCUAUUAAUGAUUAUGUAAGAGCCCCUGGAUAACACAUAAAGCAACGAUACAGAAUAAAUGGAGCUGGUCUGCAGUAGGAUACGGAAUGUAUCAGAGUCCCAAGAGUCCCAAGAAAGAAUGCGUUACUUCCCUGCUGUUAUAUGAAACAUUGCAGAUGAGCUUCAUACAUGUUUCUAAAAUAAAAAAAGAUUGUCCAACAUUAAUAUAACAUUAAGGCUGUAUUUCAUAUUUUAUAUUUUAUUGGAAUGCUGUAGCUUAUUUGGCAUGUGUCCACUUGUGUCUGAAGUUUGAUUAAACAGAACUGUAAAACAGGGCAAUCA